AAAAUGAGAUAGAUCCUGCUGUUUACAAAAACAAAAAAAGGAGAGAUAGAUCCUGCUACAAGGACGCCACGACUGCAACUUACACUAAGCGUUGUCUGUACACGUGUAGGUCAUGCCUUGGUGGAUCUUUUACGCCGACGACACGACAGCACCGCGCGUCAAGCGCCGUGUCGCACGCGUCCUCUUCUCUCGACACCGGCCACGAUAACGGAGUAUAUAACUAAGCAGUAGAAUGGGCGUGGCACGAUUGCGAAGCCAAUUUGCUCUGCUCUUUCGGAGAAGAGGGAACCACUGCACGAACUAGCUAGAAACCGAGCACAGACCGGAAUAACAAUGGCGCAGGCGCAGCCAAGGAGACAAGACGAUCCGCUGCAGGCGCAGCAGGGCAAUAAGGCUCAGCAAGACGAGGGCCUGCAGCCGGAGGAGGCGGCCAUCAGGUAUGGCCACGUGUUCGCCGUCUCAGGAGACCUCGCGGGGCAACCCAUCGGGCCGCGCGACGCGGCCGCCAUGCGGUCCGCGGAGGACAGCGUGGCAGGCGUCCAGGUCCCGCAGGGCGCCGGGGGCGGCUUCAGCGCCGCGACCGCCAUGGAGACGGCCGCGGCCUACAACCAGGCCGUCGGCGCCGUGCACCCGGGGCAGGCCAGCGACACCGCGGCCAUGCACGGCAUCGCCGUGACCCAGACCGCCGUGCCGGGCGGCCGCAUCGUGACGGAGUUUGUGGCGGGCCAGGUCGUCGGGCAGUACUCCGUGGCCGACCCGCCGCCGCCAGCGGAGGAGGACGCGACCAAGAUCACGAUCGGCGAGGCGCUGGAGGCGACGGCGAGGGCCGGAGGCGGGCGCCCCAUCGACCGUGCCGACGCGGAGGCCAUCCGCGCCGCGGAGAUGAGCGCGCAUGGGGCGGACGUUGCCAUGCCCGGUGGCCUCGGCGACCAGGCGCGGGCCGCGGCGCGCGCCAACGCCCAGGCCACGCGCGACGGCGACAAGGUCAAGCUCGGCGACGUCCUCUCGGACGUGACAGCGAAGCUGGCGGGCGACAAGGCGGCGAGGACCGAGGACGCGACGAGGGUGGUGCAAACCGAGACUUUCAACGACGCGGAAGCGCGCGCCAAGGCUGGCGGGGUGGGAGCGGCGCUCACCACGGCGGCGAGGCUCAACGAAGACAACGACCUAAGCGGCGACACUUGAAUUGAAUGCGGUUCCACGCCACGUCACGACUCUCUGUGUAUAGUAGUACGGAGUACUUGUAGUAUAUUGUUAGCACGUAGCAGUACUAAUGUAUAAUUAGCAAGAUCCAAGGAUCGGAGUAUGCAAGCAUGUGUAAUAGCAAGUCUGGCACUAUAGCUAUGAAAGGAUAAUAAAACGUCAGUUCCAUGCA
Molecule: messenger RNA, 1375 nt
Organism: Sorghum bicolor (sorghum)
Lineage: Eukaryota; Viridiplantae; Streptophyta; Magnoliopsida; Poales; Poaceae
Product: late embryogenesis abundant protein 31
Exons: 2
Coding region: 334-1185 (283 amino acids)
Source: RefSeq, a predicted model, not a curated record